GAAUCCACCAGUUCCAAACUUCACUAAGACCAAAACAAAGAAAUGAUUUUCUUCCGACCCUUAGAAUCAAUCAAACAACAAUCUCUUCAAUGAUAAAAUCCAGUUAAUUUCAUGUUAACAUUGUUUUUAGAACUUUGAUUACUUGGAGAGUAAAGUUGCCAGAUGACAAUGUGGAUUGCAGCAGCAGCAACACCUUCAGCGAGUUCAAGGUUCCUUUUGUUUCAAAUUCAAUGCUCUGAUUCAAACGCUAAACGAGGUUUUGGUUCCAAAAAACCCAACCAAAAGGCAAACAAGGUCAGUGCGUCAAGGGAGGAGAAGGGUAUGAAGUCACAACAAAGGAAAUCAACUAGUAAACAAUCUGGUCCUUCACCUGCACAGGCACCAGGCUUAAGUGCUCAAUUUGAUGGAAAAUCUAACAGUAGUUCCUCGGACAUUGACUUUGAGGAACGGCUGGAAGCAAUUAGAAGGGCAGCAGUUCAACAGAAAAAGGCAGAGGAACAAAAAGAAUUUGGACCAAUUGACUAUGAUGCACCUGCCGAAUCACAUAAGAAAACAAUUGGGCUUGGUACACAGAUUGGAGUAGGAGUAGCUGUUGCGGUCUUUGGUUUGGUUUUUGCUCUUGGAGACUUUCUUCCCUCAGGAAGUACUAAUCCUCCUGAGGAAGCUGCAGUGAUUGACAAGAAACUGUCUAAUGAAGAGAAAGCUACUCUUCAGGCUAGGCUGAAGCAGUUUGAGGCAACGCUAAGUAUCUCUCGAAAAGAUCCAACUGCACUUGAAGGAGCAGCAGUUACAUUGACAGAAUUAGGGGACUAUGCUCGGGCAGCCUCUCUACUUCAAGACUUGGCAAAGGAGAAAACAAGUGACCCUGAUGUUUUUCGUUUGCUUGGAGAAGUAAAAUAUGAACUUAAGGAUUAUGAUGGUAGUGCUGCUGCAUAUAAACUUUCUGCAAUGGUGUCAAAAGAUGUCAAUUUUGAGGUUUUGCGGGGCCUUACAAAUGCAUUGCUUGCUGCAAAAAGACCAGAUGAGGCUGUUCAAUUCCUUCUGUCCUCUCGUGAACUCAUGAAUUCAGAAAGAUUAAAUCGUCCUAAUCUCAAGGCUGACAGCAAUAAAAUGGAAACAGAAUCACAGAAGGUGGAUCCUAUUCAGGUUGAUUUGCUUCUUGGGAAAGCAUAUUCAGACUGGGGCCAUGUUAGUGAUGCAGUAGCUGUUUAUGACCAGCUCAUUUCUAGCCACCCAAAUGACUUCCGAGGAUACUUAGUAAAGGGAAUUAUUUUGAAAGAAAAUGGCAAUGUUGGAGAUGCAGAGAGGAUGUUUAUUCAAGCUCGAUUUUUUGCCCCAGAGAAAGCUAAAGCACUUGUUGAUCGCUAUUCAAGAUAAUGAAAGUUGUGACUGCUGGUUUCUGUUUACAAGCCGCUUUGAUGUGUCAUGUUACACUGGCAGAACAAUAGAAUUCCUGCCAAAUCCCAUUUAUACAUGGGAAUCUGCACAUCUGAAAGAACAAAUAUUGCACACAGACACACGAUGUGCUUAAGUAGGUUUGUUGAGAAGUAAUUAAAGUUACAUUUUUUUUGUUGUUUUUUUUUUCUUCUUUUCUUGGCCAAAAGUUACUGUAUUACUUAAGUUUGAUAGACUAUUUACCAUGAAAAGUUACUGUAUUGAGGGUCAUGUAUAAUUGAGAUAAAUUAGAAAUAGAGAAGCUUAUGGAUGUGGUGUUUA
Messenger RNA from Theobroma umbraticum, 1716 nucleotides. RefSeq names its product Tetratricopeptide repeat (TPR)-like superfamily protein. The record is from RefSeq and is a predicted model, not a curated record. Gene Ontology annotation, molecular function: protein binding. Gene Ontology annotation, cellular component: chloroplast thylakoid membrane. Lineage: Eukaryota; Viridiplantae; Streptophyta; Magnoliopsida; Malvales; Malvaceae.